GCCGCGGUCCCCCCGGGGGUGGCGGCCGCGCUCGGUUUUUUUUUUUUUUUUUUUUUUUCUAUUUUUUAUCGCUUCCUUCCCGGACCGGAGCCCCGGGAGCGGUGCUGGGCCCGGCCGUGGCAGCCUCCGCGGAGCUGGGAGCUGAGGGCUUGGGGCUGCCGGGGUCAGCCACGAUGCUUCAGCCCGCGUGCCCGGAGGAAGACUCUGCCACCGAAGUCCUCGCUUCCAGCUAGACAGACCUGAGCCCAGCAGCUGCCAUGGAAGCAGCCUGCACAGAGGAGUCUGCCAGGAGCAGGUCUCAGUCCGCCGUGUGCAGGCAGCGCAAGGGCAGCGACCAGCAGCCCGAGGAGAACGGCGAGCGGCUGUCCCAGUGGAGCGAUGCCUCGGUCGCAGCUGCGGAGCAGCAGCAGCAGCCCCAGGCCCCCCCCGGCAAGCUGAAGAAAACUGCUUUCAAGCUGUUUGGAGGGAAGAGGAGCAUAUGUACGCUGCCCAGUUUCUUUGGCGGCAGAAACAAAGGCCAGGGGAAAGGAGCCUCGAAAAAGGGCCUCAGUAAAAGUAAGACCCACGAUGGGAUCAGCGGUGCUGUGUAUGACGAGGGCAGCAGGGUGCAGCUGGAAAGCCCUUCGGAUGGAAGCAAGGAUUCGCAUCCUUGCCCGCUGCCGAGCUCCCAAAGCGUUCACGUGGCCAUAGACACCAGCGUCAAGUUUGAUUUUGGCAGGCAGGACGGCUCUCCGCCAGGGAGUAUUGAGGGCUGUGAGAAGAAGCCCAAUGGAGACAAGUCAUCCUUUCCCAGACCGAAAAAAGGCCUGAAGGGGCUGUUGAACAGCAUCCGGCGUCACCGCAAGAGCAAGGUGGCUGAGUGCGAGAAAGCAGAGCUCCCUGAGUGGACUGGGGACUCAGAGGAGGCCAACAAAGCUCGAGGCACGGGAACGGAAACCCAAGGAGCCACAGAGGAAAGGGGACCUGGGUCUGUCCCCCUCGCUGCGGCCUGCCCAGGGAACUCGGAGGAUAAUUGCUCGGUAGGCACGACCACCAACUCCGGGGAGGCUGCUGAGCCAGACUGGCUCAGGGCUGACCAGGGCAGCCCCGAGGGUGAUGGGGUGGCGAUGCCUGGGGACCAGGAUGCUCUGGAUGCAAAAUCAGAGGUGGACGCCGCUGUCUGUGCAGAGUCUGACUACAGCCACCUCCCCGUGGCCCUGCAUCCCGACUUGGCAGACAACGACCCUCCCUCGCUGCACUCUGGGGACCAACUGAGCCUCAUCUUCGGAGACGUCACGUCCCUGAAGAGCUUCGAUUCCCUCACGGGGUGCGGAGACAUCAUCGCUGAGCCCGACAUCCUCAGCAUUGCCGAGAGCGCGAUCUCUGUGGAGCGCAGCAGAGAUGCUGCGAAACGGAGCUCCUGCCUCGUCACCUACCAGGGCGGCGGGGAGGAGAUGGCCAUGCCGGAGGAGGCGGAGGAGUACCUCCAGCAGAUGUGGGACAGCACCACUGAAGGGGACGGGAGCUACGAAGCCCAGCUGCCACCCGCCAUGAGCGGUCGCGACCCGCAGGCGGCGAGCAGCAAGCUGGAGACGCGUGGUUUGCACGAGGCAGAAGCCCACCCCUACGCCGGGGGGGCGAUGGAUGGCGUUGAGCUCCUGACGCCGCAGAGCGACCAGCAGGAGUCUGCACCUAACAGCGACGAGGGUUACUAUGACUCCACCACGCCGGGACCAGAGGACGAAGGCGGGGAUGGGCUUUGCGAGAUCAAGAAGGACCGUCUGCCCAGAGACAGCUACAGCGGCGAUGCGCUUUACGAGUUUUAUGAGCCAGAUGACACGCUAAUGAGUCCCUCGCACGGGGAGGAAUCCCUGUUUGAGAGCAAAGUCUCUCGCCCAGAGAUCUUCAGCUACUUCUUGGACUUCUGUCUCCCUGCUGAGAAGGGCUUGAUCCAGAUGAUGGAUCAGAAAAUGGGUGUUAUGGAAACCGAAGAAGAGCGGCUAGCUGCCAUCCAGAAAGAGCUGCUGUACUGGGAGCUGCAGAGGGAACCGGUCCUGAAACGGCUCGAUGUUCCCAGGGAAAAGCAGUACCUUGAAUGUAAAACUAGAGCAGCCAGCUUGAUUGGCAAAAAUCAGAGUUGCCUUGGUAGUGAGCAGAUUGCCUCUCAAGCUCCGAAUAGGAGCGUGAGUAGCGGGGUUUCAGUGGCGAGAGGCGAAAACCCAGAGUGGAGGGACUUUCCAGGGCCUUUGUGUCCAGAGAACUGUUACAACAGCCAAAAAGCCCAAGGAAGUUGCCUUAUUCAGCUCAUGAAGAACAACCCAGGGUUCAAUUCUGACCCGGAUCAGGCGUUGUUCGGGGGCCCCGUCCACGGCGGCGUGGCCCCACCCAAAACAGGGCCGUUCCCCGGCUACAGGCCCCACGAGCGCGAGAGCUGCUCACAGAGCGACCGCCGCGACGGGGCUGAGGCCGCCCCCAGGGAGCCCCAGGCUGACAGCGAAUGUGAACCCGAGCAUGCCGUGAACUUCUCGCAAGCACUAGUGGAGUUCACCAGCAGCGGGACCCUCUUUUCCAGCCUCUCGGAAAGCCUGGGCAGCUCCGACUCCGGUUCCUCCUUCACGCAGAACCUCCCCGUCCUCCCCACCAUGGUCACCUUCGACAUCGUCGACGUGGAGCAGGAAGGGGAAGGGGAGUGCGAGCAGCACCUCGAGAUGAACGCCGACGAGGACAUCGCCGCAUCCUUCGAGGCCUUUGACGACAGCUACGUGCAGAAAGAGUCAUUUGCUGAAUGUGACGAGAGAAUGUUCCCCGGGUACCCCCAGGGCUCCUUCCAGAGCUGUAACUGGGGUGUCGCCAGCCUUCCCCGCCACCUGCGCCUGCACGGGCUCAGCCCGGCCAUGCCAGCGCCCCUCUCCGUCAACAGGAGGAGCAGGUCGCUCGACACGGAGAGCCUCGAGUUCGAGCUCGCCGACCUGCAGGUGUCCAAGAACGGCCUUAAGCCGUGCCAGCUCUGGUCUAAACGGGACAAAAAGGACUUGGACGGUGCGAGAAGGAGCAGGAGCAAAGAGGACGCCGGGCUGUCCGUUCCUGCAGGUGGGGAGGCCGACAGUGUGCUGGGCUGGCCGGGCUUGCAGCACCUGCAGUACGACGCCGAGCUGGCUCCCGGGGGGGUGAAACGCUGGGGCUUUGCUCCGGCUGCUGGGCUGGAGAGCGGCUGGGAGCCGUCCGAGCAGCCGGACGCCGACUCCCCCUUUCUGUCCCUUUCCCGCAGCAGUGCCAGAGAGGCUCUGGAGAGGCGGCCCCAAGAGCCGGAGCUGGACAGGCAACUGGUCAGGCCGUCCAAUUUACCUCUGCAGGCCGACACGAGGCAGCCCCUGGAGGCGCCCGGUGCCUACAGGUACCACGGAGAAGUCGCGGCCAAAAAGCUCGCCCGCGUGUUACCGCUGGGCGAGCCGGAGCCGCCGCAGAGCUUCGGCUUCGCUCAGUCCCCAGAGAAACCAGCCAAGUGCAAACCUGUCGGCGUGGCCCAGGGGGUGCCCCAGUUUCACGAUGACAGCACCGAAACCUUAAAAAGCCCCUCCUGCUUCGUGGAGCACUUCGGGAGCGCCGGCAAAGAGCUGCUGAAAGGGAGAGGCACGCAGGGGAGCGCGCUGCCCGCCGGCUGCCCGAGCGCUGCGGUGAAUGUAACAGGAGCCAAAUAGCUCCUCCUGGGCAGCCGGGGAGGUGGGAAAGGGUUAAAAGGGUGGGCAGGGGGAGGGAGAAAGUGAACACUAAGGAGCGACUUUAAUGUCGAACUGGGCCAACAAAGAUGAACUCCUGCAGCUGCAGUAAGCACCUGGUCUGCAUGCUGCCGCCGUUCCGCGCUGCUGUGGGUACUCUGGUUUGAAGUAGAGCAACCUCCUAGAUUCAUGGAUUAACACUGAGGCACUUUUGUUUUUUUUCCCAGUGCGAGCCACCGCUCUCGAAUACAAUACACAAUGCAAAAUGCGGCCCCAGUGCACGGCCCCAUUGCUGCUAGAAUAAAUUCUGGAAACGGACCCUUUUCUAGCACGGCAGGUUUGUUCUCGGCAGGUUCAGCUCAAGGGGCACCGUCACCUUUGGAGGAAAGAUUUGAGGAUUUGAUGUUUGGGAGGAGCAGGGAGCAUUGCUGCCCUGCGCCCUCGCUUCGGGCGUUAGUUGGUUGCGUGGGGUCACGUCUCCCUGGUUUGAGGUUUUUGGGGCCAGGCUGCUUUCGGGCGCCUUCCUGAAGCCACCGCUUCAGGAUGGAGCCAGGGGAGCAAGUCUCGGGGAAGCUUUCAGAAGAAAUUGUUUUUUCUUCCUCUUCUCGGUGAAACGUUUUGUUUCGGACAGACUUUUAAUGUCUUCCAUCUUGUUUGUGAUUUGGGGACCCCAGAGGAAGGAUGCAGGUUAUUUUGAGAGCAAGGAAAGGAGGCAAUUCAGCUGAAAGGGGAACGUUGCCGUAACUUUUUUUUUUUUCCUGCCCAAAAGGAAAGCAGGAGCUUUUGUGUGCGUGCUGAUAACAUUUUUCAGCUCUAGCUUUAAUUUGCUCAAAAAUACAACACUCGGAGAGGAGUUCUCUUGAUGGAUUCCCUUUCCAGAACAAAACUUCAGCCCUUUUUUGUCGUGGUCUGUCUUCAUGGUGCAUAAUUUCCAAGUGAAGCAUUUCCCAUGCUUUGUCCCACAUUCCUAGCCUCUCCCAGGCCACGGGCACAUGUAGGAAUUCUUUGAAAUAAGCUAAAUUUGCAUCGUGCCUGUAGCUGUGAAGUUGCCGAUGCUGUUACUUUCUUCAAAAGGAAGUUUUGUGGGUUUUUUACUUUGUUUGUUUUCUUUGCAUAAACUCAUGCGGGGAAAGUAUUCUGUUAAUUGGAAUACAGGAUGUAAUGCAGCCUAAAUUAGGCUUCACAACUUCUUCCUCCUAACUGGAGGGAACAAAAAAGCUGGAGAUUGCUGCAGGUUUUUGAUUGUUUGUUUUUCCUCUUUCAACGAGUGUGGAGAAGGGACAUGAGCUAAGGAGGCAGGCUCUGUGCUGAGGAGGCUGAGAGCUCCUGGAAACACUUUGAGGCUGGUGGAACAGAGCUCCUGUCUCUCCUCAAGGAGUCUCUUGUGUCCUGGUCGAUCUUAAACACUUUUGUCUGUAACCCAAACCUCGCCUUCUGUGACUUACAAGGCCUCUUCCUGCUUCUGUCCAACUUCUGGAGCCUGAUCUUAAUUCAGUUACAGAUAGCUUUUUUUUUUUUUUCUCCCUGACUUGCCCCUUUUCUGCUUCUUCUCACAGCAGAGCUUUUAGCAUUAAAAAAAUAAUCCCAAACGGGCAAUACCACAGCGUUCCCCUCCUCCAGGGCCUGCUGUUUGUGGCCGGUGCCUGGCUGUGCCCCCGACCCGCUGACCGAUGUGCUUGGAACACGAGCAGCCCCCGGUGUCACCGUGCCUGGGGAGCACCGAGGCACCGAGAGCUGCUUUGUGCUGUGUUCCCAAGCAAAAUGAAGUCCUGUUAUUUCGUCUUGGGAAGAGGCUUCUUACCCCUGUCCCUGUGCAUCCAUGAAGGAGCAGGGAAUGGCAAAGCCAGGCUUUGAUUUUUGGCAGUUCCAUUUAUGUAUGAUUUUUUUUUCCGUGAACAGACUCCUGAGGUUAGAGCAGAGCUGUCUGCAUAUCUGUGGGACUAAACCUUCAUUUUUCAGUAUUUCUGUACCAGCGCCUCUGCACGGAGGUGCUGUGGGAACCCGCUGUGCAGCAUUUUCCUUCCCUCUGUGCACUCUUCUUUUAUCAAAAAGGGUUUUGUGGGACAGACUCUUCUACCCUCUGUUCACUCCCGUUGUAGCCAAAAGGGUUCGUGGGACAGAGCAGCCCUAAUUGACACCGGCAUCAUAGCUGAGUCCACUGCAACCCGCUGCCACUCGCAAGGGACGGAUGGCAGGCAGACAGUGCUAGCAACACCAGAGAUGCCACAGCACAAACCGUUGCUCGCCGUAAUUGCUUGGCUUCCGCAGCAGCCUCUUCCUGGAUUUUUAGUGGUUAUUUUCUUUCAGCGUGUCACCAAAGGCAUCUUGCAGGUCAGGGGGGUUUUGCGUAGUGUUUUUGUAAAUGGCGCAGCGUUUGCCAAAGUCCUGGUGAAGUAUGAAAGUGUCUCAGUGCUAAAAUGAAUGUACAGUUGCAAAUGCAUGUCUCUUUAGUAAUAAUUAUUUUGGUUGUAGGUACGUAGUAGAAAGACUUACUGACAACAGUUCCUAGACUAAUGUGUGAAAGCAAUACAGCCAAGACUUGAUAAUCUGACUUUAUACCAAAGGUUUCUCCUCUUAAUUUGACUUGAACUAAAUGAAGCAGACACCUGCUGAUUUAAAGUGAGAUUUUUAAAAGCAUUUUAAACCCAUUUUCCAGGAUUAUUGGAGCAUUCUGCCCCAUUAACCAAAAGAAGUAAAAAUUUUCAUUAUUCUAACCUGGGCUGUAGAUUUUCACUGCCGUGGAGUGGAUUUCAUUACCUAAUGCACUCCUGCUCUUACAAUACCUGUCUGCUCUGGGAUAAAUAGGACCAGAUCUUCCCCACAAUACUUUUCUACCCGGAAAUUAUAAAAGAGCUGCUCUUUGAGUGCCAAAUACAAGCUCCUGGGCCUUGAUCUUGUCCCCUUAGGGAUUUAGGAGAGAUUUCUCACAGUUGCAGUGUCCAAAUUAACGCUCAAAUCCCUGGAGGGGGGAAAUACUCACACCCCCCUUUCAGAAGCAAUGGGUCUGGAAAUGAAGCGUGUAAGGGUGAUCCUCCAUCCUUUCCCCGAUUUACGGAUGUUAAUCGAUUGUUUGGGUUUGCUGAAGCCAAACAGGGAGUGUUUGGUGGCACAGGGAGUGGUUGGAGCACGGGCACGGCUGCCUCGGGGUGGGAUCGACCCACGGCUGCUUUCCUAUGGGGGAGAGGGGCUGGCAGCCCACGAUGCCCUCAGAGCUCGCUCGUUCACCACUGCCAACCUCAUACCAAGCACCAUUUCCAAGAAAUUCCCCACCUGAGUCCUUGGAGCCCAUCUAAGCUAGCAGCAGCCCGAUUUCUCACCCAGGACUGCAGCAGUUCUGCUCGUCUCUGGAUGAAGCUGUUGUCGUUUAACCUGGUUAAACAGAGACUUACCCAAGGAGCCCGAGUUUGAGAGUAGUAAUCGAGGCUUUUUGUGAAAAAGGGGUCUGCUGAGCCAAAAAAUAAGUCAUAGGAGUGAGGAUAGCAGGUUGUCUUGCCGAGAUAUUGAGGAAAAUCUCCCCCAAACCUCAAGGAACUGAGUACGUCCCUUCCAGGGAAAGCCUUGGCUCGGAGUGGUGGAUUAUCACUGUUAACUUACAGAUCAAACCACUGCCCUUCAGGUCAGCCUACCAAGUAACUCUGUAUUGCAUUUUGGGGACUUUGUUCUUUUGUUUGUUUGUUUGUUUUUUAUAUACACACAAGAAAAUGGUCGAUUUUAUCUAUUUUUGUAUAGUUUUGCAUUUUAUAUUCAUGGGGAGAUUUUAUGGACUGUUCUUUUACUUACGUACGUUGUGUUUUAAAAUGGUGUGGUUUACAGUUCCGAUGGAGAAAAAGCAAUUUAUUGCUGUCACUGCUGCUGCCACUGCCUGUGCAAUGCAAGAAAACCACCUCGCUUCUCAUACCCUUGUGUACCACGCUGCUCAACUUUAUAUGAGGGCCUGGCUCUGAAAAUCAGCAGCCAGUCCAUUGCCAAUACUUACUCUCUCUUUGUGGACGCCGCCAAGAUGUCUUUGUUUUAAUACUGGUUUGUCACACUUGUCACCUGUUUUCUAGCUUUGUUUUUAAUCUGAAUUUGUGGACCGUGGUGAUUUCUCCCUGAAAGUGUUGUUGGCUGUCUUUUAAACUAAAAAAGCGUGGAUUUCAGCUGGGGCUUUCUGUUCUGUGUGCGUAGUUACUCUGUCCAAUACUGGGGCUUUUCUUAAAUCCCUGUACAACCUCGCGGGGCAGGAGAUGCUGUCGGCUGGUUUGCUGUGAUGAUCUUGAAACCAGUGGCAAAGAUCCUCUCUGGGGCUCCUCAGGGCUGUGAGCCUGGCCUGCUCCGUGUCUGUCUGGGAAUCGUUCUGAAAAUAACCCUGAGGUCUGAGGGUCCCCUCCCCGCCUGGCUUCUUCCCGGAGCAACACUGCCUCGAAUUUUGGGAUCUUAAUUGAAAUGAGAGCUUCUGGUAAGCUAAGACCUAACGCUAGUUAACGUGGUUCUUUUCUUCCCUUUUUUUUUUUUUAGUUGAAUGAAUAUGCUGCUUUGUUUGCUUGACUCUAUGUCUGUGCCCCUGCAGAGUUUGCAACCCUGUGUGGGGUGUAAGGGCUGACAUAACUUCUCUGCAGAAGGUCAUGUUGAUUAAUUGAGCAGAAGAGAACAAUGCCAAACAGUGACAGGCAAAAAGAAAAUUAAAUGCUGAAAAGCUAAAAAAUUACUGAGACUGAAAGCAGAUUUGUCCCUUCUUCCCCCGACAGCCAACGCCGGCAGAGAUGCCAGUUCCAUCUGAGACAUUUAGCCCUGUGCAGGUUUUUGUCUUUUAAUUAAAUAGCUCCUAACAAAAAGGAGUGCUGCUAGUGUUUUUUUUUUUUUCUUUUUUUUUUAAUGGUUUUGGCCCAUUCCCGGAGCAGGGGCGGGAAGGCAGGUGGCUUGGCAAACACUCCGGGGGCGCGCUGACCCUCGCUGCUUUCACAUUCCCUCUGCCCCUCGGUGUGCGGGCCCUGUCUCGAGUGCAGCUCAGACCUGGUACUGGCUCUUCUCUCUGCGGAUGGAUGAUCCCAGAAAAUGGAAAAGGAAAAAGGCCUUCAGCCCGGCCAGCCCACCUCCUGCCCCUCCGGCACCCCGCUGCGCGCUCCCCACUGCUGGGAGCAGUGCCCGUCCUGCCGCUGCCUCUGCAGGUGCCUUGCUUGUGGUGCAGGGAACACGCAGAAGUCUAGAAAAGCCCGUCAGUGCUAACGAAACAGCGCUUUGCCCAUGUCCGUCCCUUGCUGUCCCCCUCCGUGGCCACCUGCAAGGGAGCCGUGCUGCUGGCAGCGCUGGCCCCAGUGCUUCGGGCAGCCUGGCGGAGGCAGGGGGUUCCCCUCUGGCCCCCGCGAGGGGACCGUCUGGUGGGGGCUUUGUCCUGGUCUGGUCUCAUUGCUACUAGUUCUUUCAACUUUUUAAUGUAUUGACUGUGUUUUAAAUUGAAUGUUCCUUUCACUGAAUUCUAAUGAAUAAACUUCGGAUUUUUAGAGAA
Cygnus olor (mute swan) is the source of this 9180-nucleotide messenger RNA. RefSeq names its product APC membrane recruitment protein 1 (gene AMER1). The transcript is spliced from 2 exons. Gene Ontology annotation, molecular function: beta-catenin binding; phosphatidylinositol-4,5-bisphosphate binding. Gene Ontology annotation, cellular component: plasma membrane. Gene Ontology annotation, biological process: regulation of canonical Wnt signaling pathway. The record is from RefSeq and is a predicted model, not a curated record. Lineage: Eukaryota; Metazoa; Chordata; Aves; Anseriformes; Anatidae. Bases 258 to 3677 code for a protein of 1139 amino acids.